Hyaloscypha bicolor E is the source of this 765-nucleotide messenger RNA. RefSeq lists its product as uncharacterized. The record is from RefSeq and is a predicted model, not a curated record. The coding region runs from base 79 to 570 and encodes 163 amino acids. The transcript has a single exon. NCBI's taxonomy places the organism in Eukaryota, Fungi, Ascomycota, Leotiomycetes, Helotiales, Hyaloscyphaceae.
CAAGAGCAAGUCCUGUGGGCAGAUAGAGUCUAUAUAUAUCAAUCCGAUUUGCACAAGCGGACUCAGCAGGUCUCGAUAAUGAAUAUUAUCUACCGCCGCGCUAGCCGUGUUUUGACCUACACCGGUCCUGCAACAAAAAAUAGCAACCAAGCGCUUGAUUUCAUUAAAGAGCUUGGAGAACAAAUUCGGACUUGGGAGGGGAAAAGAGCCGAUAUGACCUUUCCUCCCACGAAUGACUCAAGAUGGACAGCACUCUGCGAGUUCUUCGAGCGACCAUGGCCAAGCCGAUUGUGGAUUGCCCAAGAGACACUGCUAAGCCGAUCUGUGCCAAUUUUACUCUGCGGUCGCCGAGAGGUCUGCUGGUACAUGGUCUUGGAGCUGGUGCUGCUCGCCCAUGAUGGCUAUUUUCCAUUCGUCAUCCGCCACAGUGAUACCGAUUCUGCCUCUUCUCUUCUGUGGCUCGGCGAACUCAGAUUGGCUGCAUGCAAGACCGUUGUUCGGAGGAAUAUCUCUCUUACGCAGUUGCUUAGAGCCUGUCGGGCUCAGCAGUGUACGAAGACAAUGGCAUAAAGUAUCGGGAAUACAGGGCAUUGGGAGACUUUCAGGCUCUCCAGCGUACAGAUCAAGGUAGCAAACUCGCUAUAAGACCCUAUAUUUCCAGGCCCUUCCCUAAUCAUAGGCAUUUACGCCUUCGACAAGGGGUACCACACCUUUUCAGGGCUUCUCCCCUGUACUUAUAAGGGAGUCUUUGCUAAAGAGACCUAU